This is a messenger RNA of Vicia villosa (hairy vetch), 2189 nucleotides long. RefSeq lists its product as uncharacterized. Gene Ontology annotation, biological process: IMP biosynthetic process. The transcript has 10 exons. The record is from RefSeq and is a predicted model, not a curated record. NCBI's taxonomy places the organism in Eukaryota, Viridiplantae, Streptophyta, Magnoliopsida, Fabales, Fabaceae. Bases 322 to 1887 code for a protein of 521 amino acids. Gene Ontology annotation, molecular function: N6-(1,2-dicarboxyethyl)AMP AMP-lyase (fumarate-forming) activity.
AAGAAAAUGGUAUUUUGGUUCGUCCCUUCCGGUUCUUGUUCUUGAUACUGCACAAACCCUAUUCGUAAAAGACUGCAAAAAAGCGAGCUACCCACCACCGUGAUUCAACCCGCUAUUCCGAUUCUUCUCCAGAAUGUUGCCUAACAGGUGAACCGGUUGAACCACCGGUUUGUUCUCCGGUUUUCAACAGUGCGGUUCUUAUGUUUCUUUGAACCGGACCGGACACAGAUCAGUUUCGUUCUGGUUUUUAGUACCUUGGUAUAUAGAUUCUCUCUCACAUCUUUUAGCUUUGAGUAUCUUCAGAACUUGACAAUCUCACUCAUGGCACUCUCUAACGCUACCCACAUUCCAACCCUCUUCAAUCCCCUCAAAACCAAUCCUCUCCCUUUUCCUUCCUCCCAUGUUUCCUUCCUUUUUCCCUCUCACACCAUCUCCAAUUCCCUCACCGCCGCCACCAACAUGUCCCGCCUCAAUUCCGCCGACUUCGAACUAUCUACCAUCACAGCUUUAUCCCCAUUAGACGGCCGUUACAGGGAAAAAGUUAAAGACUUGGCUCCUAUCAUGGGUGAAUAUGGACUCAAUUACUAUAGGGUCAUUGUUGAGAUUAAAUGGUUGCUGAAGCUUUCUGAGAUCAGUGAAAUCACUGAAGUUCCUGCUUUUAGUGAAGAUGCUAAGUCUUUCUUACAAGGUUUGAUUGACGACUUUGGCGAAACUGAUGUUAACGAGAUUAAAAGAUUUGAGAAGAUUACAAAUCACGAUGUUAAAGCUGUAGAGUAUUUCUUGAAACAAAAGUGCCAGUCAAAUGCUGAAAUUGCUAAGGUGCUUGAAUUUUUUCACUUUGCAUGCACUUCUGAGGAUAUAAAUAACCUUGCUCAUGCCUUGAUGUUGAAAGAAGCCAUGAAUUCUGUUAUGUUUCCUGCCAUGGAUAAAAUAAUCAAAGCUUUGUGUACAAUGGCCAAAGAUAAUGCUCAUAUCUCUAUGCUUUCUCGCACUCAUGGACAGCCAGCUUCACCGACUACUUUAGGGAAGGAAAUGGCGAUAUUUGCUGUGAGGCUAAGUAGAGAAAGGAAGGAACUGUCUCAAGUUGCGAUUUUGGGGAAAUUUGCCGGUGCAGUUGGAAAUUACAACGCGCAUCUUUCUGCAUACCCUGAUGUUAAGUGGCCUGAUAUUGCACAGGAGUUUAUACUCUCUCUUGGAUUAAGUUUUAAUCCUUAUGUUGCCCAGAUUGAAACUCAUGACUACAUGGCGAAGAUUUUUCAUUCAUUUAUCCAAUUCAACAAUAUAUUAAUCGACUUUGAUAGAGAUGUAUGGGGCUAUAUAUCUUUGGGCUACUUUAAGCAGACAACUAAGGCUGGGGAGAUUGGGUCAUCAACUAUGCCUCACAAAGUGAAUCCCAUUGAUUUUGAGAACAGCGAAGGAAAUUUAGGCGUGGCUAAUGGAGGUUUUUCUCAUCUAAGCAUGAAGUUACCGAUUUCACGUUGGCAGAGGGAUUUGACUGAUUCAACUGUCUUAAGGAACAUGGGUGUCAAUUUUGGUUAUUCUCUUCUUGCAUAUAAAAGCACGCUUCAAGGAAUUGGGAAGCUUCAGGUCAACGAAGCUCGCUUGAGCGAAGAUUUGAACCAGUGCUGGGAGGUACUUGCUGAACCAAUACAAACGGUUAUGCGAAGAUACAGUGUUCCCGAGCCUUAUGAAAAGUUAAAAGAGCUGACUAGAGGGAAAGCAAUUACCAAAGAAAGUUUAAGAGACUUCAUUGAAGGCUUAGAUAUACCACAAAAUGCAAAGACCUAUCUGUUAAAGUUAACGCCUCAUACUUACGUUGGAACCGCCGUUGAAUUGGCCAGAACGGUUGAACACGAAGUGAAUAAUAUUUUGAAUGGAGCAAUCUAGGAAACAGGUGGUUUAACCUUAACCUGAGGUUUUGAUUAGUUAUUGAGAUUACUUUACUGCUGCGAAUGCGAUUUUUGACCUGAUUCUCGCCAUUGAUAAUCAUUAGUUGGUAAAUGAACCUUCUGAUAACUUGUUUUAUUUAUUAAACAAAAAAUAGAGAGAAUGGUAUUCAGUGAUUAAUAUGAGAAGCUAGAGUGAUGUAGAAAGAUUUGGGGAUUUAAUUUUAUCUCUGCACACAAAUUAAAUUCUUCUUAUGAAUAUGCACAAAUCUUUUAACUUAUUUAAAUUGACUCUUUUGUUAA